This is a messenger RNA of Vespa velutina, 1775 nucleotides long. RefSeq lists its product as uncharacterized. The record is from RefSeq and is a predicted model, not a curated record. The transcript is spliced from 3 exons. Lineage: Eukaryota; Metazoa; Arthropoda; Insecta; Hymenoptera; Vespidae. The coding region runs from base 163 to 525 and encodes 120 amino acids.
AGAAAAUCCUGAAGAAAGGUAAAGGUCUGGCAACAACCCAGGAGGCCGAAGAGGAAAUCACGUGAGAUCGAAGUGUGACGGGCUUUGUUUUGCGCGAAAGAAAAAGCAAUACUACAGCGAUAUCCCGCAAAGUAAAGAUGCGACGGCUGUUUCUACAUCGGAAUGGGAGGUAAAAGCGCGAAACCCAAGAUUCCCUCCUAUGAGCCCUACCAGUGCUGUCCUGCGAAGGUUGCUCGCGGCACUAAGCUCGCCAAGGCCACAAAAGUCAGCCCCGUUAUCAAGGAAAAGGAUAGGGUGGUCCAUGGUAAGGUCAGAGGAAGACUCGGUAAAACGGAAACUUCGGCGUUGAAGCCUAUUAACAAGCUCACACCAAAGGAGAGCAAAAAGAUGGCGACAAGUUCAUCGAUCAAGAGUGCAACAGCCACCUCCAGUCCAACCACCGUAGUCAAGCAAUCCCAUUCGAAGGUCAAAAGAGGAUUUUUCGGAAGUGUUAUGGCCGGUCUUCCGUACCUCAUGAAGGUUUAAGAAGAAUUACGCUACGAGAGGGGAACUAUAACUGAGAGAGAUUAAGAGAAAAAAAGAAAUGGAAAAAGAAAGAUAGAAAAAGAGAGAGAGAGAGAGAGAGAGAAAGAGAGAGAGAAAAAGAGAAAGAGAGAGAGAUCGAUGGACCGAAGCUUUAAGACAAAACAUAAUUGAUGUCUAACCAAUAGGAAGACAAGGAAGAUUCUAUAUCCACUGGAGUAUUAGACGUCGUCUCGAUUAAUAGGAGAAAAAACAAAACAACAACAACAACAACAACUCCAAUAACAAAAACAACAACAACAACAACAACAACAACAACAAUCAAAAUAUUACAAAAUAUUAAUAAUAACAAGAUAGCACAUUGAAGAGUGCACUCUAUAAAUAUCUAAAAAGAUUACAUUUAUCUUAUCUUAUCUAUCGAUUAUACGUACAUAUAUAUUCGAAUGAUCAUUAUUCGUUAAUAUCUCCUACAUCAUCUUGUUAUCAUCGUCAUCAUCAUCAUCAUAUCAUCAUCAUCAUCAUCGUCAUCUUCUAUCAUAGAUCAAAACAAUGAUCAUAUUGUCUCUUUAUGAUUACAAAAACGAAUUAUCUGUUACUUUGUUUGAAUCUACCGCAUCGUCACUUUUUCUUCACGCGUACAUAUUUCCUUUCUUUUUUCCGUUCUUCUCUUUGUUUAUUUUUCUUCUCGAUUUUUUUUUCUUCCUCUAUUUAUUUUAUUUAUUUAUUUAUUUAUUUAUUUUGUUUUUUUUUUUUUUUUUUUUUUUAAUAGAUUAUAAUAAUAUACGUCUGUCAGACAUUUCAUAUGCAUCACACACCCCCACAAUCCCUUCCUUCCUUUCUUCCUUCCUAUCUCUCUCACCGAUCAUCAAUCCAAUCACGUCAACCCACUUAUUUUAAUUAUUGUUGACUAUUUAAGAUGUUUAUUCAUUGUUAUUACUUUAGAAUUGAUUAGAGUGAUCAUAUUCUCUCAAUGAUUAGUGUAUCUCGGUUUGUCUGUUAUUUUCUCACUAAUUAUAUAGGAUAUAUAUAUAUAUAUAUAUAUAUAUAUAUAUAUAUAUAUAUUCAUUAUCAAUAAUUCUAUUCGUAAUUAGCAAAUGAAAUAUACAUAUAAUAUAUAACUGCGUCGCAAUCAUUAACAUCAUAACGAUUUAUAUAUUUAUAUAUAUAUAUAUACAUGAAAUCGCUUUUGUUGCAUUUCAUCGGUAAUAUAUUCAAGAAAAAUGCCUAAGGGACUAUAUAGAAAUAUUAACGAG